AUGCCAUAUUCCCGUCUGCCUCCAACGCCUGCCAUGUCAGGUGAGCUCUCUGCCAAAGAACGCCCGUUCGCAGAGGGCAUGGAGUCUUCCUUCCAGCUCCCCCCAGCGGCUCUCAGUCCUUCCAAGAUUCAGAGUCCAAAGAGCUUCGCAGCUUCUAUACCCGCCUCCCCAACUUCCCCCAAUCUCCAUGCUCUGGGGCGUCCUUCCAAUUCCACAUCCAAAACCGGUAUUAAACGGCCCCUCGAAGAUCUUGGCCUGCCACCACCACCCACCCGCACACGCAGGAUCAUCCAGAUGAAGCCUAAAACACAGACUGAUACAAAGCCCGCUGCAACGACCAGCAAGGCCGCCAGGGAUGCUGCUGGUGGGAAGAGCUCCGGCAAUGGAGCAGGGCAGUCAAACUCGAAGAAGAAACAGCCUACCGCUAGCAGUGCAGCUGGCAAGAAGGUUGCUAGGAAGACUGCACAUAGCUUGAUAGAGCGGAGACGGAGGUCGAAGAUGAACGAGGAGUUUGCUACGUUGAAGAGUUUGAUCCCGGCCUGUCAGGGUCAGGAUAUGCACAAGCUCUUGAUUUUGCAGGCAAGCAUCGAAUACCUCAAUUAUCUGGAGCAGUGCAUCAAAGACCUCAAAACCGGGAAAAUCAAAAACACAUCCAUGCAGUCGGAUAUCCCGCCCGCUCCGCCAUCACCAACAUCUCCCGAUCUACUAGCUUCAUCGGCAGACGGCGCGCAAUCAUCAUCAGCGUCACCAGAGCUACUUCCAAGCGGCAGUAUCUCGCCUUCACUGUCUCCACGUACUCUGGACCCCUCGACAAAUUAUCAAUCCACUGAACUGGCACCAUCUGUGCUUCCUAGCCCGGCUCUGGUUCCCACUCAUUCUCCUAUCCAGUCGCUACAGCAUGUCUGGUCUGUCUCUUUCUCUCCGGGUGGACAGCAUCAGCAAAACUUUCCCGCAUACCACGACGCCGAAACUGAUGUGGACCGUCAGGCUUCUGCCGCGCUGCUUAUGCUGAAUCGAGAUUCCAGGGGUUCAGUAGCCUCAGUCAAUGAACUCGCACACACACACCCGGACUCGCGGAAUGGCGAGCACCCUGAUGACCAAAGCAUCCAUAAGAGGACGAGUAUGAGCGUGAGGGAUCUAUUGAAUUCGUAA
This is a messenger RNA of Monascus purpureus, 1152 nucleotides long. NCBI's taxonomy places the organism in Eukaryota, Fungi, Ascomycota, Eurotiomycetes, Eurotiales, Aspergillaceae. The record is from the annotation of a GenBank genome assembly.